CAUAGUAGGAUUAGUUAAGUAGUGGGCGGGGCAUGCAGUGACGCAGUCGCUUCCUUUAUCCGGUUCAGCCUUGCGCCGCUCUCACUCAUCGCUCGUUCUCUAUGCGCAGCCGGUAGAGGAGAGGACGGAGGCGCCAUUUUGCAACAACUUCUCUAAAGUCCACCAUCAGACAUGUAUCCGAGCACACUAACCCAACUGGCCCGGGCGAACCCCUUUAGCGCCCCGUUGUUCACGCUGCAGAAAGUCGAUGAGCCCCAGACACACACUCCCGUACAGAAGCGCAGGCUCGCAGCCGCCGCAGUAGCCGAGACAGGCGAUAGCUGCGAGUUCGGCUCGGGGAAAUACUACGCCCUCUGCGGGUUUGGGGGCAUCUUGAGCUGUGGUAUUACACACACUGCCGUCGUGCCCCUCGAUUUGGUCAAGUGCCGUCUCCAGGUGGAUCCUGCUAAAUACAAGAGCAUCUUCAAUGGAUUCUCCGUCACAAUCCGAGAGGAUGGCAUGCGAGGGUUGGCCAAGGGUUGGGCACCCACCUUCAUCGGGUACUCCAUGCAGGGGCUCUGCAAGUUUGGCUUUUACGAGGUGUUCAAGAUCCUGUACGGUGACCUGCUAGGAGAGGAAAACGCAUACUUGUGGAGAACCUCUCUGUAUCUGGCUGCUUCUGCCAGCGCUGAGUUCUUCGCAGAUAUCGCUCUGGCCCCUAUGGAGGCGUGUAAAGUGCGUAUCCAGACGCAGCCUGGCUAUGCCAACACCUUGAGAGAAUGUGCCCCCAAGAUGUACGCCGAGGAAGGGCUCUGGGCGUUCUACAAAGGUGUGGUUCCUCUGUGGAUGAGACAGAUCCCCUAUACCAUGAUGAAGUUCGCCUGCUUCGAGCGCACCGUUGAGCUGCUGUACAAGUUCGUGGUGCCCAAACCCCGCAGCGAAUGCUCCAAAUCCGAACAGCUGGUCGUCACUUUCAUUGCCGGUUACAUCGCUGGUGUGUUCUGCGCCAUCGUGUCUCACCCUGCUGACUCGGUCGUGUCCGUGUUGAACAAAGAGAAGGGAAGCACAGCCGCACAAGUGCUGAAGAGGCUUGGGCCUAAAGGUGUGUGGAAGGGUCUGGUAGCCCGUAUCAUCAUGAUCGGUACACUGACAGCCCUGCAGUGGUUCAUCUACGACUCUGUGAAGGUCUACUUCCGCCUGCCCCGCCCUCCUCCCCCCGAGAUGCCCGAGUCCCUCAAGAAGAAGCUCGGCCUCACAGAGUAGAUCCACAGAUCGAUCGCCCACCUUCCCCUCGACAGCUGCACACCUCCUGUUUUCUAUAUUUAAAUCUGUCCUGAGCCCCACUCGCCCCUGACAUCAUGAUGAUGAAGGGGAACCGCUCUCCUUCACAGGCAGUUCCAUGUCUAAAUAGUCUAUAUAAAAAGGAUUGUGAUCUGAAUGAAUGCCGUCUGGUUUUAACCUCUGACAUUUGUUGUGUCAGUAGUACAAUAAAGAACUACCUGGAUAUUAUA
Ctenopharyngodon idella (grass carp) is the source of this 1490-nucleotide messenger RNA. It is a transcript of the gene slc25a3b, whose product is annotated as solute carrier family 25 member 3b. Lineage: Eukaryota; Metazoa; Chordata; Actinopteri; Cypriniformes; Xenocyprididae. The transcript is spliced from 8 exons. Gene Ontology annotation, molecular function: phosphate transmembrane transporter activity. Bases 172 to 1242 code for a protein of 356 amino acids. The record is from RefSeq and is a predicted model, not a curated record. Gene Ontology annotation, biological process: mitochondrial phosphate ion transmembrane transport. Gene Ontology annotation, cellular component: mitochondrial inner membrane.